CUGGAAUUUGGCUUGGCAGUGUGUGUGUGUGUGCGUUCGUGAGUUUUCUUUCUGGCAAAAUAUUUAGCGUUUUGUAAUUAAAAAUUGCCAAAUUCGACUGCAAAUAUAUCCCAAAAAUUAAUGCAAAACAAACUGUGUGCAUACAAGUCAAUCAGCGCGUUCCUCUGUAAAUUUCAUAAAGUUGAAAGAGAGUUUCGCAAGCUCAACAACAAUUACAAGCAGUUAAAAACAAGUGCAUGACGAAUGCAAAAAAGCAACGUCAACGACACAAAAUUCAGAUAACAAUAGCAGCAACAAAAACAGCGCUAUUUGACUUGCAAUGAGAUGCAAACUCGACGUCGCCAUCAGCAAACGGACCAGGAAUACACCAGCAAUUACAGCAGUGUUCCACAACCUCCCUUGGUGCAGCAGCAGCAACAACAACAUUCAACGCUAAUCCAACCAGGGCUGCAGCAGCAAUUUGUGCAGCCAACGCUUGAGGCUGCCAUACACAUUGGCGAAGCGCAGCAUUUUGCUGCCGACGUCGACGUAGACGACAAAUACAACAAGGCAGCGCGUGGCCAGUGGAAUCUCUUCAGUGGCAUCUCGUCACGCUCGGGACAGGCGCUACGUUCGUUUAUCCAGCAACCCCUGAGCGCCGCUGCCGCAGUUGUCACUGGCAAUCAUCCACAGCUACAGUCGCAGCAAGGUGACAACAACAACUUCGAUAAUUUUGGAGUACAGCCAGAGGGUGAACUUGAUUUGGACUUGGAACCGCAGCAGGAAGUCUUCAUAAUGGCAGCCAGAGAUCGCACGGGAGAAUUUGCGAAUGCGAUACGUUCGCUACAGUCUCGGAACAUCACCAGAGCUGUCAAUAUAAGAGAUCCUCGCAAGGCCAAACAGGUGCAAAGCUACUCCGAGUUCAUGAUGGUUGCACGCUUCAUAGGCAAGAACAUUGCCAGCACAUAUGCCAAGCUGGAGAAGUUGACCAUGUUGGCCAAAAAGAAGACUCUUUUCGAUGAUCGACCACAAGAGAUCCAAGAGUUGACGUACAUCAUUAAGGGCGAUUUGAAUGCCUUGAAUCAACAGAUUGCCCGAUUGCAGGACAUCUCCAAGGAUCAACGACGCACCAGCAAUGGCAAACAUCUGGUCUCACAUUCCUCUAACAUGGUGCUUGCACUUCAAUCCAAGCUGGCCAGCAUGAGCACCGACUUCAAACAGAUACUGGAAGUGCGCACCGAAAAUCUCAAGCAUCAGAAGACGCGUCGCGAUCAAUUCAGCCAAGGACCUGGGCCACUUGCUGCACACACCGUUUCACCGUCGACAGCGAAGCAGGGAUCGCUGCUGCUCAGCGAGGAGAAUCAAGCAGUCAGCAUAGAUAUGAGCGACACCUCACCACUGCUUGGUCCAUCGCCAGCGCAUUUGCAGCAGCAGCAGCAGUUGGCCAUCUACGAUGAGUCCGACACAUAUGUGCAACAGCGAGCGGAAACGAUGCAGAAUAUUGAAUCGACCAUUGUGGAGCUGGGCGGCAUCUUUCAGCAGCUGGCGCAUAUGGUCAAAGAGCAGGAGGAGAUUGUUGAACGCAUCGAUACCAAUGUAGCGGAUGCGGAACUGAAUAUUGAGGCGGCGCAUGGCGAAAUUCUCAAAUACUUUCAGUCCGUUUCAAAGAAUCGUUGGCUCAUGAUUAAGAUUUUCGGUGUCUUGAUAUUCUUCUUUCUGUUCUUUGUUGUUUUUAUGUCAUAAUUAAUGCUAAAUACCCCGACCUUGUCCUCCACACCGCCCCACUCGUCCUUCACUAUUCAAUUAUAAAUUAUUGUGAAUACAUUGCUAAUAAUAAUACUAUAUUAUAUUUUAA
Molecule: messenger RNA, 1834 nt
Organism: Drosophila nasuta
Lineage: Eukaryota; Metazoa; Arthropoda; Insecta; Diptera; Drosophilidae
Gene: Syx5
Product: syntaxin 5
Exons: 2
Coding region: 325-1722 (465 amino acids)
Biological process (GO): vesicle fusion; intracellular protein transport; endoplasmic reticulum to Golgi vesicle-mediated transport
Cellular component (GO): Golgi membrane; endomembrane system; SNARE complex
Molecular function (GO): SNAP receptor activity; SNARE binding
Source: RefSeq, a predicted model, not a curated record